Messenger RNA from Cydia strobilella, 719 nucleotides. RefSeq lists its product as uncharacterized. Bases 21 to 713 code for a protein of 230 amino acids. The record is from RefSeq and is a predicted model, not a curated record. The transcript has 7 exons. NCBI's taxonomy places the organism in Eukaryota, Metazoa, Arthropoda, Insecta, Lepidoptera, Tortricidae.
CACAAAUAUUAAAAAUCACCAUGAAGAUCAUCGUAAUUGCUCUUGCUUGCCUGCUGGCAACCGUCAGUGCCCUGCCCAACCAACAGAGCAAGGAACUCGAAUUAGCCAUCAGAUCUGGAAACACAAGGCUGGUCACUGGUAGCAUUGUUUCCGCCAUCGAAAACGUGGCGCAGUCCAUCCGCGAUGCUGGUAUGGACCCUCUUGCCAUUAAUUCAGAAAUCGACUAUGCCCUGCCGGUGCCUUCCAUCUUCAACGCAAAGAUUGCACUGGAUGGCUUCCUGUUCAGUGGUCUCAGCAACAUCGUCAUCAACAGGAUGAACUUCGCUUUGUUGACCACUAGGCUGACUUUCAACAUUGAACUUCCGGAAGUCUCUACAAGCGUCGGUCUUGCUCAGUGGGAUGUGAACUUCUUUGAUAGGAACUUCAACGGUCUCGUCAGUGGACGUGUUGCUAUUAAGAACGUUGUCGUCACCGGCGACGUUCGCGUGAACAUUGGCAUCAUUUCUGGUAUCGGCAUCAGAAGUAUGGAAUUGACAUUCAGCUUGGGAAGCAUUGACUCUAACCUGAACGUGUUGCUGCAAGGAAUGAACCUUUCUCGUAAUAUCAACACCUACUUGGGCGAGACUAUUCCUGGAACCUUCAAUGCUUAUGGAAGUGAGAUCAACCAACUGAUAACUAUGGUCGCCCUGGAAGCCGUCGAAAAAAUUUUGUAAAUAAAU